Molecule: messenger RNA, 3345 nt
Organism: Musa acuminata subsp. malaccensis (wild Malaysian banana)
Lineage: Eukaryota; Viridiplantae; Streptophyta; Magnoliopsida; Zingiberales; Musaceae
Product: receptor kinase-like protein Xa21
Biological process (GO): protein phosphorylation
Molecular function (GO): ATP binding; protein kinase activity; protein binding
Source: RefSeq, a predicted model, not a curated record
AUGACAAGUUUGACGACUCUUUCUUUGGCUGUCAACCAGCUUUCAGGAUCUGUUCCUCUAGAGAUCGGGAAGCUUGUCAGGCUUGAAGAACUUUACUUGGACGUUAACCAACUCACUGGCUCUGUUCCUACUUCGAUAGGGAACCUCAUUUCUCUUGUUUUUCUUGAACUCUCACAUAAUCAACUUACAGGCGUCAUCCCACAAAACCUUAGCCAUUGCUCCGAACUACAAUACAUUUACCUGGGAAAUAAUACACUUGAAGGAGAGAUUCCUAGUGAUAUCGGUUCUUUGUCAAAUCUGAAGCUUCUCGCACUCGGGGGCAACCACCUCAGAGGAAGCAUACCUCCAGAAAUUGGGAAUCUUGUCAGCCUAAGAGAACUUUAUUUGCAUGAAAACCAACUCACGGGCAAAAUCCCAUUGGAGAUUGGGAACCUUUCGAAUCUGACUAUUCUUCACAUGCCCUUCAAUAAGAUUUCGGGAUCUGUUCCUUCAGAGAUUGGGAACCUUGUCAGACUCGAACAACUUUACUUGGAUAGCAACCAAAUCACCGGCGUCAUUCCUGGCUCGAUAGGGAACUUGACUUCUCUUAUUUGGCUUCAACUCUCGUAUAAUCAACUUGUAGGAGACAUCCCACCCAACCUUAGUCACUGUUCAGAACUACAAUAUAUUUAUUUGGAGAAUAAUACACUUGAAGGAAAGAUUCCGAGCGAUAUUAAAUCGUUGACAAACUUGAAAGUUCUCUCCCUUGGGGACAAUCGUCUCACAGGAAGCAUUCCUUCGGAAAUUGGAAACCUUGUGAAUUUGAAUGAUCUCAGUUUGUAUAGCAACAAACUCACUGGAAUUAUACCAUCUGAGAUUGGAAACCUCGUGAAUCUAACUGUUCUCGAUUUACUGUCCAAUGGCUUUGUGGGCCCAGUUCCUGCAGCGAUCGGAAACCUCACUUCCCUCACUUAUCUUGGAGUGCAAUUCAACAAUCUUGGAGGGGUCAUCCCACCCUCCAUUUGGAACCUCUCCUCUCUCAGAAACUUAGAGCUCGAGAACAACAAUUUUACUGGGUCUAUUCCGCCGGAUAUGGGAAUCACUCUUCCCCUUCUUAAACGAAUACACAUCAACGACAACCAGUUUUACGGGCCUCUUCCAAUUUCACUGUCGAAUGCUACCAACCUCAUCGACAUUCAACUAUAUAAGAACAGAUUCACAGGCACCAUACCCAGAGGUUUGGGAUCCUUACAGAAGGUAUAUCACUUUGAUCUUCGUUAUAAUCAGCUAGAAGCAAGGAAUGCUGUCGAAUGGGGCUUCCUGGAUGAUUUAGCCAACUGUAGCAGUCUGAAGUACUUGCAAUUGACAAGCAACAAUCUCAGUGGCUUCUUGCCGCAAUCGAUAGGCAAUUUUUCUACAACCCUGGAAUGGAUUGAAAUCGACGACAACCACAUAUCUGGAAGCAUUCCUGCAGAGAUCGGCAACCUGGUUUCUUUGACCUUGGUUCGGAUGAACUCAAACCUUUUCACAGGUAAAAUCCCUGCAACAGUGGGAAACCUUUCAAAUUUACAUAUAAUGGACUUGAGUAGGAACUGCUUCACAGGAGAAAUCCCAGCAACCCUUGGCGAUCUAACUCGGCUAAUCGAACUCCGCCUGCAUUCCAAUGAACUGCAAGGUCCCUUACCUCCGAGUCUUGGAAACUGCCCUCUGAAACUCUUGGAUCUUUCAUUCAACCAGCUAAAUGGCACGGUACCCAAAGAAAUACUGUCCAUCCCCACCCUCACCAGGUUCCUUAAUGUUUCCUACAACUCACUGGCAGGAUCUCUGACUCCUCAAGUUGGAAACAUGAAAAAUAUUGGUCAAUUCGACAUCUCUGGAAACAGACUAUCAGGUACAAUUCCAAGAACCCUUGGUGACUGUCAACAACUCGAUAGUCUUGACAUGGCAGGGAAUUCAUUCCAGGGAUCAAUCCCUUCGUCAUUUAGCCAGCUGAAGGGGCUCCAAUCGCUGGAUCUUUCAAGAAACAACUUGUCCGGGCUCAUACCAGAAUUUCUUGGGAAUUUUCGUUUCUUGAGCUAUCUGAAUCUCUCAUUCAACAAUUUUGAGGGUGAGCUUCCAAAACAUGGUAUCUUCACGAACCUCACUGCGUUCUCCGUACUUGGAAAUAGUAAGCUUUGUGGGGGUGUGCAAGCUCUGAACCUGCCUCCCUGCCCCACUCCGUCAUCCAGUAAAAGACAUUUAUCCCGGAAGCUGGUAGCCGCGAUCUCAGUUGCCGGAGGAAUAAUAUGCCUAAUCUUUCUCCUCGCUUUGUUUGGCAUUCAUCGUUGGAUACGUAAGUCGAAGAAGGAGCCUCGUGCCGCAGACAACAGAAUGGUUCCACAUAUGAUGGUCACAUAUGCCGAGUUGCUAAGAGCUACAGAUGGUUUCUCUUCUGCUAAUCUCGUCGGCGUGGGAAGCUUUGGUUCUGUGUACAAAGGGUUACUCAAUUAUGAGGAAUACCAACUUGUUGCCGUCAAGGUACUCAACCUCCAACAGAGAGGAGCUUCAAGGAGCUUCGUUGCUGAAUGCGAAGCGCUGAGAAAUGUCCGGCAUCGGAACCUCGUCAAGAUUUUAACAGCUUGCACAAGCACAGAUUACCGGGGAAAUGAUUUCAAAGCUUUGCUUUAUGAGUUCAUGCCGAAUGGGAGCCUAGAGAAGUGGGUGCAUCCAGAAGCAAACGAGCAAGGUCAGACGCGGGCGUUAAGCCUCAUCAAAAGGUUAAAUAUAUUGAUCGAUGUGGCCUCCGCAUUAGAUUACCUCCACCACCAUGGACCAGAGCCGAUUGUCCACUGCGACAUAAAGCCAAGCAAUGUUCUUUUGGACCAUGACAUGGUAGCUCACGUUGGAGACUUUGGAUUGGCGAGGUUCCUCAACGGAAGCCCCACUGAAGCAUCUCAAAGAUCUUCUACCUCCAUGAACAUCAAGGGGUCCAUCGGUUACGUUGCACCAGAGUAUGGAGUGGCCAACAAAGUUUCAGUCGAAGGGGAUGUCUACAGUUAUGGGAUACUUCUACUCGAAACACUCACGGGGAAGAGGCCUACCGGUGAAGGUUUCAUGGACGGUCUCAGCCUUCCUCGAUAUGUGGAGAUGGCACUCCCGGAGCGGGUCUCCGAAAUCAUCGAUCCAAACCUGCACUUCGAGGAAGGUGAAGCUGCAAAUGGUCAAAUUCAAGGCACCGAUUACAUUCGAGACAAAGCAGUGGAGUGCGUGAACUUGUCGCUCAGGAUCGGCGUCAGGUGCGCCAAGGAAUCCCCACAAGAACGAAUGCAGAUGCGAGAUGUCAUCAGUGAAUUAACUGCAAUCAGGAACGGAUGGAUCCACCACUAG